ACCUCACAUAACAUAAAUAGUGCAUCUAUAACAUACACCACAUGCUAUACCAUCAUGUCAAUUAUUGUUUCACUUCCAAUGGACACUGCAAAGGUUCAACAUGUAACCAAAAAAUCUUCGGAUGAGCUUCUCAAGAAGUUUGCCGAAGUGGGUUGCGACGACGGCGGAAAAAGGAGAAGGAAGAAGAGGAAGGAACACGAAUUGGUUGACUGUGACAGUCCUUCAAGAGGUGGCGCCGCCGUGGUGGAAAGGAGGUCCCUUCUGCCGCCCAAGUUGACACGGAGGUCGGUGGUGCUCCGGCAGCUCAGGGUCAGAAACAAGUCAUCACUCUUUGGAAACAUUCAUAAGACAUGGCGUAGAACCAUUGAAGGUGCCUCCAGAGUUUUCUUGGAAAAGCAUUAUCAUCGUCAUAAGCGUUUGAUCAAUGACAGUGUUUAGGCUCUGUCCAAUAAUCUGCAACUUCUCUUUGAGGCUGCAUGUGUGUAUAUUUUUCCAUUGCAAUUUUUUCUCCCUGUUUAUCAUUCUUUGACUUCAAGUAAUAAAAUUCAUGUCCACAUUCUCCAUUUUCUUA
This is a messenger RNA of Vigna unguiculata (cowpea), 571 nucleotides long. RefSeq lists its product as uncharacterized. The record is from RefSeq and is a predicted model, not a curated record. NCBI's taxonomy places the organism in Eukaryota, Viridiplantae, Streptophyta, Magnoliopsida, Fabales, Fabaceae.